GAUUUUCUUCCUUCUCUCCACUGUGAGUCUCCAUGGAGGUCGUCCGCCAUCUCCAAUUGAAAUUCUUCUUCUUCGUCACUGCCUUGUUCUGCACAUCACUCGUUCUUGGUAUCGAUCCUCACUCAGAAGCCCUCCUGAGCUUAAAAUCCGAGUUCACAGACCACGACGGUAGCCUGAGUGAUUGGUUAGAGCCUUCUGGAGAAACCCCACCAGAGAAAGUCUAUGCAUGCUCAUGGUCAGGAGUGAAAUGCAACGAUAACUCGACAAAGGUGGAAGCUUUGGACCUGUCUUUGAAGAAGCUGGGAGGAAAUGCAUUGUCCGGGAAUCAGUUUGGAAUCUUCACAGACCUUGUGGAGCUCAACCUCAGUUGCAACUCGUUCUCCGGCCAGCUACCGGCGGGAAUCUUCAACCUCACGGGGCUAAAAAGCUUGGAUGUAAGCCGGAACAAUUUCUCCAGUCAGUUUCCAAGUGGGAUUUCCCGUCUCCAGAAUCUGGUUGUGCUCGAUGCCUUCAGCAACAGCUUUUCAGGGCAGCUGCCCGUUGAAGUUUCCCAGCUUCAGAAUCUCAAGAUUUUGAAUCUCGCCGGAAGUUAUUUCAGUGGCACCAUCCCGGCAGAGUAUGGUUCAUUCAAGAGUCUCGAGUUUAUCCACCUGGCGGGUAACUCCCUUAAUGGGGAAAUCCCACCGGAACUCGGGAAGCUUAAAACGGUGACACAUAUAGAGAUAGGAUACAAUUCUUACCAGGGGAGUAUUCCAUGGGAGUUCGGUAACAUGAGUGAGCUUCAGUAUCUGGAUAUAGCAGGGGCGAAUCUAACUGGCUACAUUCCAGGUCAACUCUCUAAUCUAACCAAGCUUGAGUCGUUGUUCCUCUUCAGGAACCAGCUGACUGGACCAAUUCCAUGGGAAUUCAGCAGAAUUUUGCCUCUAGCUAGCUUGGAUCUUUCUGAUAAUCAGCUUUCUGGGCCCAUACCUGAGAGUUUUUCAGAGCUGAAGAACUUGAAGCUGCUUAGUCUCAUGUAUAAUGAUAUGAAUGGAAGUGUCCCAGAAGGGAUCUCAAAGCUUCCUUCACUGGAAACUUUUCUCAUAUGGAAUAAUUUCUUUUCAGGUCCUCUUCCAGAGGACUUGGGGAAGAACUCAAACCUCCAAUGGGUGGAUGUUUCAACUAACAAUUUCGUUGGUGGAAUUCCAGAAGGCAUUUGUGCUGGAAAUGCUCUGUUCAAGUUGAUCCUUUUCUCAAACAAAUUUACAGGAAGCCUUGAACCAUCAAUGUCCAACUGCUCUUCCCUCGUUCGUCUAAGACUAGAAGACAAUGCCUUCUCAGGGGAAAUUCCUCUGAAGUUUAGCCAACUUCCUGAGAUCACAUAUGUCGAUCUUUCGUUAAACAAUUUCACAGGCGGAAUUCCCAGAGACAUUUCUCAAGCUCCUAAGCUGCAGUACUUUAACAUUACUGAUAAUCCAGCCCUUGGAGGUAAACUUCCUUUGGGAAUAUGGUCGUCACCGGUUCUUCAAAACUUAUCUGCCUCGAAUUGUAAUGUCUCAGGGGCUCUUCCACCAGUCGAGUCCUGCACAUCCAUUUCUUUCGUCGAGUUAGGAGUGAACAAGCUCCAAGGAAGCAUCCCUGAAAGUGUUUCCAAGUGUGGAGCUCUUGUCCAGAUGGACCUCGCGCAUAAUAAUUUGAGCGGGAAAAUACCGGAAAAGCUUGGUGAUUCUUCAACUCUAGUACUUCUAAAUGUAUCCUUCAAUGAUAUUUCUGGUUCGAUUCCUUCCACCGCCAUGUUUAGAGCAAUGGGAAGCAGUGCUUAUGCGGGAAACCCAAAACUAUGUGGAGCACCUCUCCACCCAUGCCCUGGUUCGAUGACGACAUAUGGGGGCAGAGGAACAAGGAAGCUUACAUGGGUUCUGUUAGCUGUGGUUGUAUUAGUCUUGGCCUCGGUAUUGGGGGUAUUCUACAUCAGGAGAGAAGGCAAAGGUGAAUGGAAGAUGAUACCCUUUGCCGGACUCCCUCAGUUCACUGCAAGCGAUAUUCUGAAGGAAUUGCCUCCAUCAUCAGCUUCAGUUUGCCAAGCAGUUCUGCCAACAGGAAUAACAGUUUCAGUUAAAAAGGUUGAGCUGGAGGCAAAGACAAUGAAUGCCAGCAUGGAAUUGAUAAUGCAAAUUGGGAAUGCUAGGCACAAGAAUUUGGUCAGAUUGCUUGGAGCUUGCUACAACAAGCAACUAGCUUACCUUUUGUGUGAUCACUUGCCAAAUGGGAAUUUGACUGAGAAGGUGGCCAUGAAGAGAGAUUGGGCAACCAAGAGGAAACUCAUCAUUGGGAUUGCUAGGGGGCUUUCCUUUCUUCACCACGAUUGUUACCCUGCGAUUCCUCAUGGAGAUCUGAAGUCGAGUAAUGUAGUCUUCGACGAAAACAUGGAGCCCCAUUUAUCGGAGUUCGGGUUCAAGUACCUGGCAGAAAUCAGUAGUGGCACUCCGGCAACAGUAUCCAGGAAAGAGACAGGCAAAGUGAAUGGUGCCGUUAAGGAGGAUCUCUACGGUGAUAUAUAUAGCUUUGGAGAGAUAAUUUUGGAGAUCUUGAGCAAUGGUGGACAUGCUAAAGCUGGAUGGGGUACACAGAACAAGCCUACAGAAGUACUCUUGAGAGCAAUGUACAGUGAGAAUGAAUCUUGCACUCUGGAUUCAACUAAAAGGGAGAUAAAACAAGUUCUUGAAGUUGCUCUACUCUGUACCAGAAGUAGAUCAUCCGACAGGCCAACCAUGGAAGAGGCACUGAAGAUUUUAUUAAAGCCAAUUCCACAGAACAAAUGAAUGGGGGAAAAAGCAUAUGUAGAAACUGAAUUAUAGUUAAUUCCAGAUAGCAAGAUUAGCAGUAAUGAUGGAUAUAUACCGAGUUUACUAAAGGGUGAGUAUUUCUUUGCAGCAUAUGCAGGGUGUUGCUUAGUUGCCCUGUAAUAUAAUAGCUACAAGUUUGUCCGUAUCAAACGAUAAUUGGUAUAUCGAAAAGUGAUCUCAGAAUUUUCUGUUUAUUCAUGUGAGCUAUGCAAUAGGCAGCAUGAUUUCUGGAAUUGAAAGUUGAACUUAACCAAGUGAAGCUUAAACAAAAAGCAACCAUCAGGACAAUGAGCAUUGGAUGUGUGAAUCCAAUGCCAAGCUUUAUCAUUCAAGCAAAAAUGUCAUUCAUGCAAUUUCACAAACAUCUAGAGCUCAAACCUCUGAAGCGUGAAUGCAGCGCUUUGACGACGCCUUCAAAGCUCUCAAACUUGCCACUGACCACAUCAACGUCCACUCCCAAUCUCUUAGCUCCAGCUGCCGUCACCGGACCAUGUGCUGCCACAACCAGUUCCGGCCGCCUGCAUCUGACCGUCGUCCAAUCACAUUCAAGCUCCCUCAAGCUUUUCAGCAAGCCUUCCACUUCCGCAGUACUCGUGAAAAUGACAGCAUCCAGUUCGUCCACCUCCACUAUCUCCGCCGCGCAGGUGGGGCCCAACCACCGCGUCUCAUAAGCAUCGACUCGGACAGGAUUCCAGUCGGCGGACUCCAGCUCCAGGAGGAAAUCAGGCACCACCGGCGGUUCCUGAACUCCAAUCACCCUAGGAACCGGACACAGCACUCUCCGGCCGCGCCCGAGCCCCAGCGAUUGGACCAAUCCACUUGGCGUAGGAAUCGUAGGAACCAGAACUCUGACCCUAUCGACAUUAGAACAGAACUUAAGCAGAAACUCCGAGUCCAGCAGCUCCGCGUCCUUGCCUAGUGCGGCGAGAACGAGGGAAUCGGCGGCGUCGGGAGGUAAGAGAGGCGUGGCCAGGGAGAGCAACGCGGCAUAAGCGGCUUCAAUUGCGGUCCGUGAAGGAAAAGCGAUGGCCGAGAGAAGAGAAAUGGAGUCGGCGGAGAGGUGGUGGCCGAAAGAAGCGACGGUUUCCGCGGUGGCUUCGGUGGCGAUGGUUGGGCACCACAGCGGAGUGAAGGAAUUGAGACUGAGGAGUCGAGACAGCCUGGUUGCGUAGUUCGACGGAGUGGUGAAAGCCACCGUUGGCUUCGUGGCCACCUGCGGUGGAACUGCCUGGAGUGGCUUACCGGCGGGAAGAGAGCUCUGAUGCAUUUUCGCCAUCAGGAUGACUGGCGUGGGGAUCGACUGAUUGGCAGAGAACGAUCAAUGUAGUUAUUUUGGAUUGGGCCACUUAUUUUGGAUGGGCUUGGUCUGAUCUAUUUUGCCACUUGUUUUUAU
Molecule: messenger RNA, 4218 nt
Organism: Linum tenue
Lineage: Eukaryota; Viridiplantae; Streptophyta; Magnoliopsida; Malpighiales; Linaceae
Source: the annotation of a GenBank genome assembly